Messenger RNA from Pongo pygmaeus (Bornean orangutan), 1845 nucleotides. Its product is annotated as ubiquitin carboxyl-terminal hydrolase 6-like. The transcript has 7 exons. The record is from RefSeq and is a predicted model, not a curated record. Bases 242 to 775 code for a protein of 177 amino acids. Gene Ontology annotation, biological process: regulation of GTPase activity. Lineage: Eukaryota; Metazoa; Chordata; Mammalia; Primates; Hominidae. Gene Ontology annotation, molecular function: small GTPase binding; GTPase activator activity.
ACCUGUCCACUCUCCGGCCUGCCUCUGUGUUCUACAGCAGCUACACACACACAGUGGUAUCUGUGAGCAGCUCUGUGGACUCAAAGGUUUUCUCCCUGAGAGGCAUAACCCAGGCCAGCUGAUUCUUCAGAAUCAGGAAACUGGGCAUCUCUGUGGUCCCUGAGCAUCCCAGGAGGCCGAUUGUACAGAGACCUCUGGUCCCUGACCCCAGUCUGCCUCCACAUCCCUGGAAUAGCCCAUCAUGGGCCCUUCAACCUUGGCAGGUGGACACCAUUCAACCUGCUGGGGCAGGAUGGACAUGGUAGAGGAUGCGGAUACUUUGCAGAAGCGAGAGGACAUCAUUAUGAAGUAUGAGAAUGUACAGGGACACCGAGCUGGGCUUCCAGCAGACAUGGGGCCUAAGCCUGUUGGAAUCUACAGCAGCACUUAUCACUUUGGGAUUCUGCAGUCGGGCCAACCUCCUUUCCAGGAUCAGAACUCCUCCCUGGCUCCCCUGCAGGUCCAGCCUGAGGUCGUUGUUAGGCCAGAGGUGUGGGGCCCAUCUAUGCAGCGGCUAAUUGAUCGAGUGUAUAAGGGCAUUCCCAUGAACAUCCAGGGCCAGGUGUGGUCAGUCCUCCUGAACAUUCAGGAAAUCAAGACGAAAAACCCCAGAAAAUACCAGGUCAUGAAGGAGAAGAGCAAGAGAUCCUCUGAACACAUCCACCAGAUCUACCUGAACAUGAGCUGGACACUAGGGAACCACAUCUUCUUCAGGGAUCGACAUGGAGUCAAGUAAGCCAAUGGGAGCCACAGGGUGCCAGCAGAGAUGGGGUGAACCAGAGGGAUGGGGACUUCCCCUGAGCAGAAUCCAGGGUCACCCAGGGGGACGACACAGCUGCCAAGGGCUCUCCUGGCCCAGGGAGCAGCCGGCACCAUGGACGGAGCACCUCCCAGGUUCCAAGCCCUGUGCCAGGCUGGAACAUGUGGGGCCAGAACCCAGGAGGAUCCUGCGGAGACAGAAGGCAGCAAAGAAAAUCGUGCACAAUGGUGAAAGGUGCUCUCCCUGACCCACAGGGACCCAUGGUAGGACCCACAGGAGGGUGGCAGGAAGGAGGGCCCAUGAGCCUCCCCAGGCGAUACUGACAGCACCAAAUGCUGGGGGGAUUCAGUUUCCUGGAAACUAUCAUCCAGGUCUGCUGGGAACAUGACAUGGCACAGCCACUUUGGCAGCUGGUUGGGCAGUGGCUCACAAAGCUCAAUGGACUUGAACUCCACAUCCCCAAAGUGUCACAGUUAUUGAACCCACUGAUUUGAAAACUGACAUCCACAUGAAACCUGCAUGCCACGUUCACUGCUUGAUUCAUCAUCACUCAUACAUGGAGCCUUCGGGAAUGACCUUCAACACGGGAAUGUGGAGAGGAAGGCUGGUCCUCCCUAAAAUGGUAGAAGACUCAGUGAGAAAAGGGAAUGAGCCAGUGAUGCCCGCACAAACUUGGGUGGAUCCUAGAUGCCUUUUGCUAAGGGAAAGAAGCCAGAGUCAACAAGAUACUGCUGUAGGAUUCCAAACAUAGGCCAUUCUGGACAAGGCCAAACCAUAGGACUGAGAACCAGUCUGAGUGGCCAGGGACUGACGGAUCAGGGAGAAGCUGGCUGCAUAGAGGCCACCCUGGAGACUUGGAGGAUGAAGGAGUCACUCCAGGAGGGGCUGGAGCAGUGGCCAGAAGAUUCUGCACAUUGGUAUAGAACCAUGGAAGAACUGUACACCCAAAGACUGAACUGGCAUGCGUGCACACCAAAAAAAAAAAACAAAAAAAACACACAAAAAUCAGAGCAAAAAUGAUCAGUCAACUCACUGUACAACUGGGC